AACACGUUUAUUUUUAUUUUUUUUAAUUUCAUAGAGCCAGAACCUGAGAUCGUUGCCAUCACGGAAGACUUUGUAUCUGAUCCAGUCCGUCCAGAAGACUCAGCGACUCUCCGGUGUUCAGUCCUCUCUGACCUUGAGAGGAAAACGUGUCCAGGAGAUCACAGUGUGUACUGGUUCAGAGCCGGAGCAGAUGAAUCUCAUCCCAGUUUAAUUUAUGCUCAUGAAAACACUGUGAAUCAGUGUGAAAAGAAUCCUGAAGCUCAGUCGACACAGAAAUGUGUCUUCAACUUCUCAAAGAUCGUCAGCUCCUCUGAUGCUGGGACUCAUUACUGCGCUGUGGCCACGUGUGGACAGAUAUUAUUUGGAAAUGGAACAAAAGUGGACAUUAAAGUUCCAGUUGUCGACACGUGUGAUUCACAAAAAGACAAUACAAUUGUCCUUCUGUUGUUUGGUGCUUUGGCUGUGAGUCUGAUUGUUAUAGCCUUCCUUGUUUGUGCCAUCACAAUGAAAUCUUGUGGUUGUUGCAACGCUGCCGUCAGUCUGCAAACAAAUGCUGCAGCAGCCAGUGGUAAUCAUCAAAGUCAGCAGAGAAAUGAGGACUCUCUGGUUUAUUCUAAACCAAACAUUACCAUGAGAAAAACUGGGCAAGCAGGGAGAAGGAAAGCAACAGCAAAGGAAGAGACGAUCUACACUGAUGUCAGGACUUUUGUGAUGGAAUAACAGUUCAAACACUGGCUUUAAUAAUUGAUGGUACUAAAAAGAAAUUUGUGUGGCACAAUAUGCCAGAAAAUUACCAGGGUAGCAGCACUGGUGUUUGCGCUUUACCUCUGAAGUUGUUAACAUAAUAUUAUACUUUGGAUAAAUUUUAUGUUUUAUGCAUAAUUGUUAUAUAUUUUGGACAAAUUGUUUGCAAACAUUGAAUAAUAUUUUUGAAUUCAGUUAAUUCAGAAAAAGAAUUAAACAAUUAUGAUGCAAAAAUAACAUUCAAUACUUCAGCAUCUCAACCUUAUAAUUUUUUGUCCUUUAUUGUGUGUAUUUUAUUGGGUUUUCAAAGAGUUUCAAGAUGUUGCAGCGUUACCUUUCUUGUUAUACACUUUUAUUAUAGUUUCAUUUCCUGCCGAGCCCUUCAGCUCCGUAUCAGCGCAAUACAAAAACCUGUACUAAAGGGAAUUUGUCAUGUA
Molecule: messenger RNA, 1181 nt
Organism: Seriola aureovittata
Lineage: Eukaryota; Metazoa; Chordata; Actinopteri; Carangiformes; Carangidae
Exons: 4
Source: RefSeq, a predicted model, not a curated record